GACAAAGUCUAAAGUUACCUAACAAUUUGUGAUUUUGGUUAGAGCUACUAUCUGAACAUUUGAUAAAAGAGUCAAUUGUUUGGUAAUAAGAAAUGGAUGAAAUAAUAUUUCGAAGUUCUCAAAGGCUUGAAAACGUUGAGAUGCAAGUCCAACUAGUGAGUUCGAAAAUGAAAGAUCUGAUAAAUGCAUAUUUACAACAAAGUAGGGCACUAAUAUACCAAGUCUGGAAUAGCACAAAAAUUGAGCACAUGAGACUCAACAUGAGAGAACUAUUAAAUUAUUUGUUAGCAGCUGCUCAUGAUUUCAAGGAAAAAGCAGUUGAUGUAGCAGAUCCCAAGAGGCUUUAUAUGUUCUUGAAAGCUUUUGUUGGAGGAAGAUGGUCAAAACGUGAAAUCAGUUUAGUUUGUAUUGGCUUUCUCUUUGGGGGACUAGUUGGUCUAACAAUAGGAUUAUCAGUUAGAAGAAAAGAAUCAACCAUCAGAUAUAUGGAAGCCGUUCAGCUCAAUCAGUAUCUGGGAAUUGAGUCAGUAGCGGUAGUAGAAGAUGCGAUUGCUCCUCAUGAAUGUGGCGACUAUGACGUUUUAAUCGAUGUGAAGGCGGCAUCGGUUCAAAUCAUAGACGCUGAAAUUUGCAAGGGUUAUGGCAAGACCCUUCGUAAAAUAUUACGUAGAAUUUUUAAGCAAUCUUCAUCGGAUCUGCCAGUCAUCCUUGGAAGAGACUGUACUGGAGUUAUAACGGACUUGGGAGAAAAAAUUAAAAGGUUGGAAAUUGGUGACGAAGUGUGGGCGACAGUGCCAUUUUGGUCACAAGGAACCUUAAGCCAAACCGUCCUGUUGUCCGAAAAUAGGGUAGCUAAAAAACCUAAAAACGUGGGUUUUGAAGGUGCCUGCAGCAUUCCUUAUGCUGGGAGUAUAGCUUUAUCUAUAUUGAACCAGGCAAAGUUAGAUGUGUCAAAUGCCGAAAAAAAGAAAAUUUUUAUUCAAGGCGGUUGCACUCCAGUAGGAUGUCUGUUAAUCCAAAUUUUAAAGCAUUGGAAAGCCGAAGUAGUUACCUCUUGUUGUGAAAGAGCUGUCCCUGUCGCCAAAGCUUUAGGAGCGGCUGAUAUAAUUACCUUGGAUACAUUGGAAGAAUUUAGAUCUAAAAUUUUUCUUGAACAUGAAUAUGAGAAUAAUGAGCAUUCUAACGACCAGGUGGAUUUAAUAAUGUUAAUUAAGGAACUUGAACUAAGGGGACAACAGUAUGAUGUUAUUAUUCUAACCAGAAAUGAUAGGUUUAACUGGAAACACCUAACUCGUUUUUGUAAAAAAGAAAAGAGUAUAUUUUCAUCCCUGCCCCCAGACUUAUUGUCAGAUUCUUGCGGCAUAAUUGGUCGGAAUUUACUGUCACUGUACAUUAAGACAAAGAUGAUAAUGCAGACCAUAUUGGGUGCUCCUCUAGACGAUUAUGAUGAAUGUCAUUUAUGUUACGAAACACUAAAUGACUUGACACAUGGUGUCGAAAACGGUUAUUUACAAAAUGUAGUGGAUAAAGUCUUUCAACCAAAGAAUAUUGAAAUGGCUUUAAAUCAUAUACAAUCUUCAAAAUCCAUUGGAAGUUCUGUUAUUACUUUUAGGUAACAUAUCAUUUAUUUUGUUGACUAAGAAUUUAGUGUCUCAGGGGAAACAAAACGAUUCUACUAAAGAAAACUAUAAUUAGUAAAAGUAUUGAAAAAUUCCUAUAAUCGGAGUAAAUGCUGGCUUUACUUUAAUAUUUAAAGAAUGCCUUAUCAAUUCUGGUCUUUAAAUUCUAAACACAAAACGCAGAUUGAAUCAGGUCCCACUCAGACAUUACGUGCAGGAACAUGAACUGCCACAUUAAAAAUAUCAGGUAAUUUUGAUUUUUUGUUAUCUAGCUAUUUAUUGAUAUGAAUAUGUAGCCAAUCUCUUUUGGGCAGGUUAAAUGUUGAAUAAUCUUAAAUUUAAAUGUUAAUUACAUGACUUAAUUGAUGUUCGGUCAAAAAUAUAUAUUGCUGACAAUAAAAUUUUGUAAUAAAAUCUGCACUUUUUUAUUGUGUGGUUAUUUUUUACUUUGUAAAUAUUUUUUCUACUGUCGUAUCUAAAAUGUCUUAUUAUACACCGAUCUAGCGUACGGAAAGUGUCAUUUUACCACGGCAAUUUAGUUAGCCAUGCAACUACAGCAUCCUGGGCCUGGCUCCUGUGCUCACGGCCCCGGAAAUGUCCCUUCCCUAAUGGCCCCACCAAAUCCUUUGUUGUUGCAUUGGUGUAGUAGAAAAUUUUUGUACUGAUUGUUCUCUUUUUUGGUGUAAAACUGUUCAAAGGGUUGAAAUGAAACAAAAAUUUAUAGCAUAAGCAUUUUAAUAAUUUUUCCCAAAAUAUAGUAUUUGUGGAGACAUUUCCUUG
Messenger RNA from Cylas formicarius (sweet potato weevil), 2399 nucleotides. RefSeq lists its product as uncharacterized. NCBI's taxonomy places the organism in Eukaryota, Metazoa, Arthropoda, Insecta, Coleoptera, Brentidae. Gene Ontology annotation, molecular function: oxidoreductase activity. The coding region runs from base 93 to 1616 and encodes 507 amino acids. The record is from RefSeq and is a predicted model, not a curated record. Gene Ontology annotation, cellular component: mitochondrion. The transcript is spliced from 9 exons.